This is a messenger RNA of Notodromas monacha, 3174 nucleotides long. The record is from the annotation of a GenBank genome assembly. Lineage: Eukaryota; Metazoa; Arthropoda; Ostracoda; Podocopida; Cyprididae.
AUGCUCGCGUGGCGGGCUCGGGAUUCUACGGCAGGGCAGCAACCCGGCUUUGAGGGGUCCUCAUUCUCCUUCGAAGCCCGUACAGAACGCGAUGGGCGCCGGAUCCAGGUUCUGGAACCUCAGGCUAAGCGCAUCCUGAACAUGAAUGGUGCAUUGUUUGAUAAGUGGAUUACAAACGUUCCCAUUAAGCAUGAUCUGUGUUUUGAAAAAGGACGAAAGGUCCUUUGUGGUGAUGCCGGUUCGCGAUUUCCUGCAAUUCGUGCGAGGUAUUGUCCGCCAUGUGCUGAAAUUCAAGUGACCGUGUCAUUUUCACAAGAGCCUGAGUGGGUGACAGUGUUCUCGUGGCGCCACGAGUCGCCUGUCCAUCGGGGUUGGGAUUUCGGAAGCGUGACUCGCAUGCAUCCGCAGUGGUUCCGGGCCAUUGCUGCAGGCCGCGAUUUGCGCAUGCACAAGCGAGGAUGCGCGACUGCAAACGGGGAUCCUUCGGCGAGUGGAGGCUGUGAACACUGCUCACCCGGGUCUCUGAGAGGAACAUGGCUCCCAGCAAGGGACGGGUUCUUCCUGGCGUUCAUCCCGGGGGUUGUAGGCGUGGGAGACGCGAGUGGUGCGGAGAGCGGUGAACGGGACAGGCGAGAGGGCUCCGUACGCUGUGCUGGGCAUCACCUUUUUUGGUUUCUUGUGUUUCUGAAGGACGAGUUCCAUCCGUUCAUCGAAGCUCUCCUGCCGCACGUCAAGGCCUUCUCUUACACCUGGUUCAACCUCCAAGCUGCGAAACGGAAGUACUUCAAAAAACACGAGAAGAGAAUGUCACUCGAGGAGGAGCGCCGUACGAAGGAAGAACUCAUGAGUGAGAAGCCAGAAGUUAAACAGAAAUGGGCCAGUCGGCUGCUCGGAAAACUCAGAAAGGACAUAACUCAAGACUGUCGCGAAGACUUCGUGCUGUCUGUGACCGGGAAAAAGGCGGCGAUCUGCGUGCUGUCCAACCCGGACCAGAAGGGGAAAAUGCGCCGCAUCGACUGCCUUCGCCAGGCAGACAAAGCAAAUGCCUUGAGCGGGCUCGUACCUGAGAAGUCCGUUUGUGAUGAGAAGCACAAUGCGAAAUACAAAGGGGAUUUCUAUGCAGGCAAUACGCAAAUCAACCCGUAUUGUGGCAUCCAAGACCCGACGAAUACCAUCCUAGCUGCUGGCGUGUUCACAGCCUUGGAGCUAUGGCGUCUUUCGAAAGCUUCCAUCAUGCACGGCAGUGCGAACAGCGUCGGCAUCGGCAUCGAUGGUCCAAUCCACAACAUUAAGAUCGAGAACCCGCCUCCAACAUACUACAACAGCUACAGUCCGACGAAUAUGGAUACGCACGGAACGCUGCUCUCGGCUUCGCCUUACAGUCCUCCGCAUCUGAUCACUGUCGGCGACACGGGGAAGAUGGUGGUGAGCGGGAUCUCGCUCGGGGUCGGCGUGGACAUCCCGAAAAGCGAGUCGAUGGGGUUCGAGCUCCGCAUGGGCGGCCCGCAGCCGUCGGCAAUGUCGCCUGCAGAAACCCACGGGAAGCCCGGACAGGGUCUCCACGCGCUGACCAACACCGGUCAGACCCAGGGCCACGUUCAAGCACUUACUGCUGCGUCCGUAUCCGUUGCCAUGCCGGUCCGUGCGCCUUCCUCAGAUGAGUCGCUGUGUAGCGAGGAUGGGCAUCAGGUCGGCCUGUCUCCUCAACAAACGUCUCAGCAUGUGGAGCUUAAUGGUGGGCUGACGGUGUCAGACUCGCAUGGACUGCAAGUCGGGCACACGCUCGGAGUUACCACGAUCCCGACGAGCACCUACUACUCCAACCACAGCCCGAGCAAAUACCGCGAGAACGGCGACACGUUCACGGAUUUCGUCACGCUGGUUUGCCAAGACGCACAUGGUGCCCAUUCGCCAUCCCAUGCCACCAACCUCCCGACGGUUUUGAACGUGUCGACAUCGUCAUUGAAGCAUAGCACAAAAGCAACGCUGCAGUACUCGUCAGCGAUGCUUCCGCCGCCGUACACAACGACGUGUAGACCAGUGACGAUCAUUCGAUCUCUCGGAGAUUAUGACGCGCACAACGGAGGACAUGCCAGCGAGAUGACAAUCGGGCUGACCAUGGACAGCACAACGGACCAAUCACCACAGACACAUUCCGAAGAAGAAGACAGCUCCGCCGCCGUCCUGACGCCGAUCGAGACGCAGUCCCUGUCUCCUCAGCAUCAGGGCCAAAACCAUAAUAGUCCGCCGCACGGAUUGGGACACCCAGAAUCUCACCUCCAGCUCCAUUCCCAGCACGAAUUGCAGCAAAACCCGGUGUCGCCUUCGGGCCAGCACGACCAGCAGAUGCAUUGUCGACCGCAUUCCGGUCCGCUGAAUACGAACACGGGUCCGAAUGGCAAAGACAAGGUCGGCAAUAACCGGCAUGGCACCUCAGUUACAAUCAUGCGUCCCAUUUCUCCCACUGGCUCUCCGCGGAACGACUACGCCUUUGCACAUAUCCACGGUGCUCAACAAAACGUGUCCCGUUCAGAGGCAACUCUUGGUUAUAACGUGACUUUCACAACGUCGAUCAAUUCAAACGGAACACUGGGUGUGAAUGAGGAGGAGCAACAACAGCAGCAGCAAUCGGGUAGCGGCAGCGCAGAUGGUGACGCACAUCAUGGCGGUGGCGGACUCAUUUCUCAGGGCAACAACCUGACUUUGUUCGCUACCACGUCAGGCGCCCGGACCUCCAUGCGCGCAAUCCCUGUGAGCGUGCCACGGUGGAACCCGUCGCACUUCGUCAACGUUGACGAUAACAUGGAGUACCAGAUAAUGUCCACGCUCAUCCCCACGACGCCGGCAUCUUCUUCGCCAGAAGGCCCGCUUAUGGAAGAUGUCGGGGCUGAUGGAGGAGCAGGAGGAGCAAUGGGUGCAAACGGAGAGCCGGGAUUGGACGGAAUGGAUCACGUCUCGGUGUCAGUCCCCAUCACGGUUCCAGUGUCGCUCGGGCCGGGAAAUGACGAUGGGAAGCACGGAGUGACAAUGGUCCCGCACCACCACCAACACCACCACCACCAUCAUCAGCAGCAGCAGCAGCUCGGCCUGCACCCGCACCACCUGCAGCACCACUGCAUCUCUCGCCAGGCCACGAUGUCAGUGAUAGGCAAAGCUGAGUCCCCGUCAGCGUAG